Messenger RNA from Saccostrea cuccullata (small rock oyster), 2367 nucleotides. Its product is annotated as protein mesh-like. NCBI's taxonomy places the organism in Eukaryota, Metazoa, Mollusca, Bivalvia, Ostreida, Ostreidae. The record is from RefSeq and is a predicted model, not a curated record. Gene Ontology annotation, biological process: cell-matrix adhesion.
CAUCGCAUAUCGGUUUUCGUCCAAUUUGUCUUUGAUUGAAGUCUCUUCAAACUAUGCAGACGGAUUUUUUAAUUACGUAUUUUGUUUUUGUUGUUCCUCAGACAUUUUCUUUAUCCUUAAAUGACUUUUUCCCAUUUGGACGCCAACAUGGAGACACAGCCAUGGCCCAAAAUGAUGAUGGAAGCACUGGUGAUAUUACUAUAUCAACGCUUUUCCCAUUCUUUAAUCAUCAGCACCCGAAACUCGUUGUAAACGCAAAUGGAGUAGUUUCAUUUCUACAAACUGUCAGAACAUACACACCUAACCCAUUCCCAAUUGCCAAUGACGCCAGGAUGAUAGCACCAUUCUGGGCGGAUGUGAACACGAUAAAUGGGGGAACAGUUUGGUACAGGGAGACCGUAAAUUCUACUCUACUGAACAGAGCCAGCGAAGAGGUGCGAGCUUAUUUUCCCAGAUUCUUCAGAUUCAGAGCUUCGUGGAUAUUUAUUGUCACCUGGGAUCAAGUUGCAUACCACGGCUGUGACAGUUCUUGUUCAAAGACAAAUACAUUUCAAGCAGUUUUGAUAACCAAUGGACAGUAUUCAUUUACUUUAUACAACUACGAGCAAAUUGAAUGGACAACGGGUACAGCAAGUGGUGGUAAUCGUAUGACUGGACUGGGCGGAACUCCUGCACAGGUUGGAUUUAAUGCGGGGGAUGGUAUUGUGUUUUUCACGGUGAAUGCAUCGCGUACUUCUGACAUUGUUAAUGUUGACGAAAUGUCCAAUGUUGACAUACCAGGAAAAUUUGCCUUUAGAAUAGAUGCUAGUGACAUAACAGAUGGGGGAUGUAAUACAAAAGGAGACCUGACCAUAACCCCUCGAUACGGCCCACUGUUAGGAGGGCAGUAUCUUGUUCUCAGUGGCCCAUGCAUUGAGCCAUCUGCAACCAUAACAGCCACAUAUCUUGGGUCACAAGAAACGUACAUCUGUGAUCGAAAAUCAGAAUUUAGCAUAGUAUGCAUAACACCAAUAUUCCAACACACAGGGGAUGCAAUUAUACAGAUAAAAAUAGAGACUAACGGCGUGGUGAAGACAUUUCGAGGUCUCUACACAAUCUUAAACCCUGCGGACAACAAGCAUCGAGUGUAUAGGCAUAACUCUGAUGAAUGGUUUGCUGGACAGAAAUCAAUAUCAUGGGAGCCAGAUGCUUCAGAACUUCAGGAUAAUGAAACUGUCGAUAUACAUCUUUUCUCUUUAAAAGAGGAAAGCGAUCGUCAGUUGUCAUGGAAGAGUCAGAUUGUCCUUCAAGGUGUACAUCGAGCCUCAGGAUCAGCAGUUAUUACUGUGUCAAACAGUGGUUUUGCUUUGGCUAUAAGGGUAACAUCUGCAACCAAAAGAAGAGGACAGGCCGAUAGAGGAAUUUGGUCUGACAUAUUUCCCGUGGCCCUACCACCAGAUCAAGCGUACAUCUUCUGUCAUGAUUGGCUAAAAAAUGAAACGCAACUACCCAAAUUGUCGACUAAUGAUGAGCAGCCAUGUCCAUGUACUUUAGACCAAGCUCUACUGGACAUAGUCAGAUUUCAACCCGAUCCAGAUUGCAGCAUGUUUAGUCGUACUUCGCCGUAUUCCCGUACUGGUAAUUGUCUGCAUAGAAGAGACGCCACCCAUUGUAUUCGUUUAGUUAAUUUAGGGCAACACGGAGUCGACAAUUUGUGCUGCUACGACAUUGCAAAUAACCUAAUCGACUCAAGAGUAAAGGAAGGAGGGAGCAUUCAGAGAUAUCAUUAUCUUGGUGGACAUAGAGUGCAACCAUACAUCACAAACUUUUAUUUUGACGUUCUACCAUUCCUUCACUGUUGCCGAUAUUCUCUAAAUGUUAUAGGGAUUGGAUCCUCAGGUGUUUCAAAUUUAUGUCCUAGUUACUUCAAACACAGAAAGUUCAGUUCGUGCAAGAACUAUAUCCCACCGAGACCAGCUCGGACCAAUGGAGAUCCUCAUAUUACUACUCUGGAUGGCUUUCAAUAUACAUUUAAUGGUGUGGGAGAAUUUGUCUUUAUGAAAACCGUAGACGAAAGAUUUCAAAGCCAGAUAAGAUUUGAGCAAUUUAGAAAAGAAAACGGAGAUUUGGUUGAUGCAAGCAUAUGCACUUCCUUUGUUUCACAAGAUUCGAAUAAUUCUGCCGUCGUAGAAGUCCGCCUCAACUCGAUUAGAAUUGUAGACGUUUUAGUCAAUGGAGAUGUUAUAGACUUUGACGAGUCCAAUGCCCAUCAAUUUCAAGGUGUGACUGUUAUGAAGCUUGAAACAAAUUCGACAAACUCGAACCUGACCAAAAAGGAGUUAAUUGUAUCUUUUACCACAAUGGGCAUCGCAUUCAAAGCUGUAGCGA